AUGUGCCUUGGGGUCUACGGCCCUGGGAUUCUGGGCAUUCAAAUGAAGGAGAUUCAGAAACUGGAAGGAGGAGGAAAAGGCUGUUUCAUUUUUAAGCGCCUGGAAGCUCUACCACUAAAACUCGGAGCGUAGCGCACUGAUCAACGACUUAUAAAUGGGCUAGAAGCUGCUGCUGAAGAUGGCGCUUCCGGCCUUGUUUUAAAUGUGGCCGUCACUAAGCAGAGACUCUGCUUUGCACGUCCUGAAGCCGGAGCUCUGGGAUGCAGAGGUGGCACCACGAGUCCUCGGGUCCUCGGCACGCUAAGAGUCAGAUCUGGCCCCCAAUUGUGCCUCUCUGUUGUAAAAUGAAGACUGCACACCCAAUCUUCCACGCUUGAGCAACGUCUUUUAACCCACUGAGAAUCCUGCUUGGGAAUGAUGGUGGCGCAGCCUUGGCCUCUCCCUUUUUUUGCCAACAUCGUAUUUUUGUACAUUUCUGUUCUUUCUGAAUCCAGGAACAUUUGGAAUCGGGAAUCGAAGCAGCCCGACUUCCACCGGGAAGAGGGACAAGGAGCCACGUCUGAUCUUUACGGAGGGCUGGGCCCAUCCCUUUCAGGCUGUGCACCAUUGGUUCUGCUGCCCGGCGGCAGAUGCUCCGUUCUCCGUGCCAAGCAGGGAUGCCGGGGCCUCCGGGAUGUCACUGAGCGGCCACGUCUGCCGAGAAACCUGAGCUUGGGCCUGAAUGGAGGGCAGGGCCCAGAAGGAAGCCGAGAAGACCCGAAAAAGGAUGCCAAGCGGGUGCUGGUGCCCUGAAGGACCUCCGGGACAGUGGACCAUUGAUGGUGCUCCUGGGAUGGGGAUCGCUAUGGCAACGGAAAGAAGAGCCGGGACCGAGAAGAAAGGGAGAGAUUUGGGGCAUCCACAGAUGCUCUCAGAAGUAAAGUGGGAUGAGACCUCACAGUCCAGGACUUCAGCUUCUGCUCCUCCUGUUCUCCUCCUUGACCGCUCCAUGGACCGGCUCAGAAAUUGGGGCAGCGGAACAGGAUUUGGGGGGGAACCCCCACCCGGGAUCCCCUUCAGCCGGGGAUGGAGGUGGACAGGAAUGGCCAGACCGACAGACAGACGCCCCCCGCAUCGUUGGGGGCUACGUGGUGGCCCCCCACUCCUCCAAGUAUCUGGUGUCUCUGAAGAGGAAGACGGGCUUCCACUUCUGCGGGGGGGCGCUGGUCAGCCGCAGCUGGGUCUUGACCGCUGCCCACUGCAAGACAGGAAAGGACCAGAUGCUCAUCGUGGCCGGAGAAUAUUCCCUGUCCACUUUUGAGGGCACCGAGCAGAUCUUCCGGCCGGCCCGCAUGGUGCUCCAUCCGGACUACAGCACCUCUUCGAAAAAUGCGGACAUCAUGUUGAUUAAGCUGAGCCGCCCGGUGGCCGACAGCCCCUUCGUCUCCAUCGUGCCGGUCCCUCGGCAAGGGACGAAGGUUCGGGCCGGCCGCUUCUGCCAGGUCUCCGGCUGGGGCUACACCACGCCCAUCAGGGGCAGGACGUCGGACACCCUGCGCAGCGUCCAGUUGCCCCUCGUCUCCACCUGCAAAUGCAACAGUUCCGCUUCGUACGCCGGGUACAUCACCAAGAACAUGAUUUGCGCCGGAUUCGGCUGGGGAGGAAAAGACGCCUGCCAGGGUGACUCCGGGGGGCCGCUGGUGUGUGAUGGGCGGGUGUUCGGCAUCGUUUCGUGGGGACACAGCUGCGCCAGCCCCGGGUAUCCCGGCGUCUACACAGCCGUAGCGAACUUCCAGAAGUGGAUCUACAAGACCAUUUUCCAGAAAUAAGGGGUGCUUUUGGGGUGGGGUAUGCACCUAGGCUGACUGAAGCUCCUUCGCAUCGGGUUUGUGUGUGUGUGUGAGCUGAACAACUUGCAGUGAGCUUCAGCUUCUUUCUUUCCCACGCUCCCUCCCCCCAUUCCUUUCCCUUCAUUCCUUCUUUCCUUCCCUCAGUUUUCCUAAAUUUCCUUUUUAUUUGGGAUGCAAACAAAGAACCAGACGAGAAACUACUCUUUAUUUUGACAACCAGUUCCUGCAGAGAGGUGGACUGUGUGACUCCCGGGGUCAGUGACUGUGAAAGAACCCACAAGGGGACCCACAAAGUCAAGGAACUUGCUGUCUGCCUUUUAGCAGAAUCCACCUCCCUGACUGCCAGGGGAUGUGAGGUGACAGCGAUGAGGCCAUUACGAAAACCCACUAAGUCAUUGCAGCCUGAGGGCUGGGUUGCUAGGAGACCAAGCCCAGCUGAUCUGGGACAAGGGAGGCGGAUAGCGAGGCCCGGAUCCUCCGGCCACGCAAGGGGUGCGGCGGGGGCCUCCAGUUUGGAUGUACGCAAGUACACAAGCGAGGGCUGAUUAAAACGUCACACCGAGACAUCAUUUGUUGAGCAAUGGCUUACUAAGUGAGCCACAACUGGCUGGAUUGACACACAUUUCCGGAAGUUAAACAGUCCGGCAGAUGCAAUGAUCAAUAUUCCCCCUGUGGACAGACCCAGCAACACAGCUGGGACUCAGAAAUAAGGAGCUUGCACCUCCCAAACAUCUGGAACAUCUUCCCAAAGAAGCUGGCCCUAGGGGCAGAAUUGCGCCACCAGGAUCCCAUUGGGGAGCUGUUCCUUCAGCACCUUCCUGCCACCGGUAAGCGCCCCUUAAGUCGGCUGGCCAGAUGGGCGGCCCCCUCAGCCCCCACUCGCUGACAACUAAAGACUUCAGCAGCCCCCAUCCCUGGGGGGCCGAGAACCCCAGGAGAUCCACCUGCAGAGACGGGUUCCGGAUC
Molecule: messenger RNA, 2795 nt
Organism: Crotalus tigris (Tiger rattlesnake)
Lineage: Eukaryota; Metazoa; Chordata; Lepidosauria; Squamata; Viperidae
Product: trypsin-3-like
Exons: 6
Coding region: 927-1808 (293 amino acids)
Biological process (GO): proteolysis
Molecular function (GO): serine-type endopeptidase activity
Source: RefSeq, a predicted model, not a curated record